Messenger RNA from Populus trichocarpa (black cottonwood), 1800 nucleotides. RefSeq names its product protein Brevis radix-like 2. The coding region runs from base 321 to 1445 and encodes 374 amino acids. Lineage: Eukaryota; Viridiplantae; Streptophyta; Magnoliopsida; Malpighiales; Salicaceae. The transcript is spliced from 6 exons. The record is from RefSeq and is a predicted model, not a curated record.
UUUUUCUUUCUUUCUUUCUUUGUCUUGGUAUUUCUUAGCUGUUACUCAUUCUAACUGGCAGUGUAGAGCUGUGAAGAGUAAGUAUUUUUAAAGAAAGGAGCCCCUUUUCUCUUUAUAUUUAUUAUAAUGAUUUUUAACGAAUAGGUUCAAAGCCACCCUCUCAUUCCUCCAUUAACGGUCACUUCUCCUCUCUCUUUCCUGACAUUUAUGUUGCCAAUUAAAUAUACCCAUCACGACAAACCGUGGGAUCUCAAAUAGGCCGAACCCCAUCUGCAACUCAACCUCUCCCUUUUCUCCUUGUAUAGAGAAACCGGGAGAGGAUGUUGACUUGUAUUGCGUGUUCAAAGCGACUCAACAACCGAUGUUCGCCGCCGAGAGACAGAGAAGAGGAUGUUGAUGUUGCUGCUUUUGAGACGCUUAGGACUAAGCACGCCAUGAAGGCACUCACAGCUCAAAUGAAGGAUAUGGCUGUAAAGGCUUCAGGAGCAUAUAGAAACUGCAAGCCAUGUUCAGGAUCCUCGAGCAAUAACAAUAACAGGAACUAUGCUGAGUCUGAUGCUGCCUCAGACUCAGCGAGGUUCCACUGCUUGUAUCGUAGAGCAGGAAGUUCCAAUUCGACCCCGAGAAAGUGGGGGAAAGAGUCGGAGGCAAGACUAAAAGGGCUAUCGAGUGGCGAAGGCACACCUGCUUCAGUUAGUGGGCGGACGGAGUCGGUGGUUUUUAUGGAGGAAGAUGAGCCUAAGGAGUGGGUUGCGCAAGUUGAGCCUGGUGUGCUCAUCACUUUUGUUUCAUUGCCUGAUGGCGGUAAUGAUCUGAAGCGAAUUCGAUUCAGUCGUGAAAUGUUCAAUAAAUGGCAAGCUCAAAGCUGGUGGGCUGAGAACUAUGACAAGGUCAUGGAAUUAUACAAUGUUCAACAGUUCAAUCACCAAUCAGUCCCACUUCCACCUCCACCAAGAUCUGAAGAUGAGAGCUCAAAGCCUGAAUCAGCCAAAGACAGUCCCACGACUCCUCCACUGGGCAAAGAACGCCCAAGCAAUUUCCACCAUCCAACAGGAAUGGGUUAUUCGUCAUCAGAUUCACUUGACCACCACCCAAUGCAAUCUCACCAAUAUUAUGAGUCAGCUGGUCUUGCUUCAACACCAAAGCUCUCUAGCAUUGCUGGGGCUAAAACUGAGACAUCAUCAAUAGAUGGUUCUGUGAGGACUAGUAUGUCAAGAGAGUCAGAUCGCUCAGAAGAACUUUCCAUCAGUAAUGCAAGUGAUAUGGAGACUGAAUGGGUUGAACAGGAUGAACCAGGGGUAUACAUCACUAUCAGAGCACUGCCAGGUGGCACCAGAGAGCUUAGACGUGUCAGGUUCAGCCGAGAAACAUUUGGAGAAACACGUGCAAGGUUGUGGUGGGAGGAGAACCGAGACAGGGUACACGAACAGUACUUGUACAGAUGAGAUGGUGGCGCUUGGAGAAAUGCGUGCAAAGUUGUGGUGGGAGGAGAACCGAGCCAGGAUACACGAACAGUACUUGUAGAUUAGCAAACAGAUGAGAUGGUGGCGCAUGGAAAAUGUGUAUACCUUUAACUAACACAGGUUAAGCAUUCCAUGGAUCUUGCGGGCUGAAUAGAUGAAGCUUGUUCGCCCAGUUCCAUGUUUUGCUUAAAAACUUCUUGAUUCUUUUCUUCCUGUCUAUUCCUUUUCAUCUGGUUGGAUAAUGUUGAACUAUAUAUUAGGUUAUGCUACAUAUAGUAUAUUUCUUUUCUUUUCUUUUAUUUGGUUCAUAAUUUAAAAUGGUCUAAUCAUUUUAACA